CUUCUUCUAAUAUUUACGAGUACUGCAUAGCUCCGUGAUUUUUGUAUAUAAAUAGUUUUUAUGGCCUGUUGGUCGCGUCCAAUUUCAUUAAAUGUCGUUAAAUGGUUAAAUAUAUAUCGUGUCUCUAGUCCGCGACAAGUGUUAUAUGUUUACUUUCGUAAUUAUUUUGACCAGUUCGAAAAUUGAGUGACAUCGUUUGACCUAUAUCUUUUUGACACCGAGAAUCUAUUAAGUUUUAACACAUAUAAAGUAAAAAAUAUUUGUCGGUAUAACUGCAUUUUCGUUACUUGCAAAACCGAAAUAUUGUAUGUUGUUAAAACGUUUAGGAACCCUUCUCAAAAAAUACAGUCACUUUUUAAUUUUGAGAUAUUUCUGCACAUUUCUUGACCCAUUAUUUAGAAAUAAUGCAGUCUAUGACCUUUUCAUUUUAUAUAAUAAGGACAAAUUUCAAAUGUCAUUUAGAUACUUUCAGUUGCAGAACUUAGAUUAGAAUAAAGAUUAGUUUUAAAUGCUCAAUAUUAACGCAAAUAUAAUAUAAUUCCUUUAGAAUAUGCGCAAUAAGACGGGAAGGGAAAUGGGCUGUUGUGAAAAUUCCGCCAAGAGGUGUUUAAUUGUUCUAAACAGUCUGUCUCUUCUUGCUGGUUUGGUUUUCAUUGCUGGUGGAAUCGUAAUCACCGUAAAUCUGGGAAGCUAUUUAAAAUAUCUAGCUGUCGGUAACAUAAAAGUCGCUGCGGAUUUUCUCAACAGCGCGCCGCUAAUAUUUAUCGGUUUCGGUGCUGUCAUUUUUAUAAUUUCACUUUGUGGCUGUUGUGGAGCCUAUACUGAAAAAGUUUGGCUUUUGAAGGUUUACAAAGUGUCUCUUGUCAUCAUAUUACUGGUGUUAGUGGUAAUUGCAGUCUUGGCUUUCUGCUUUAAAUCAUCGCUUCGAAUGGCUCUGCAUGUCGCCAUGCUGAAUUUUCUACAUACUCACCAUAAAAGCUCAAAAGUUUUUAACCUGGUGCAGACACAACUACAAUGUUGUGGCGUGGAUACUUACAUGGACUGGCAGAGUAACUUGCAGUGGACACAGGCCGCUCAUGAGAGGGCAGAUGCCGCUGGUAUAGAGAGACACACGCAUCCGGUGCCCGACAGCUGUUGCGUGAACCCAACGCCUAAUUGUGGCUUGUCUACUUUCGGGGAUAACAUCAAGAACAUUCACCUCAACGGGUGUGCAAAAACAUUGUGGCAAUCCUUCUCAACAAGAGGUGACAUGGUGGGCAUGUCCGGACUUGUCGUCGGUGGUUUGCUGCUUAUCUCCAUCGUGUUUAGCUGUUGUGUUAUCAAUUUUAUUCGUGAGAACGGCGGGCGUGUCACGUCAUAUGCUUAAUAUAAAGACGUUAAAAAGUUAUUUUUAAUAUAAGAGUUUUUGUUUUUCAGUAAUAGUACUACUAAUUUUACGUAUUUUCUGCAGCUUUGUUAUUUUAAAAGUUUUGUAAUAACUUUAUUCGUCUCUUUGAUUACGCAAGCGAAGAUGGAAAAAUAUUUAACACGAAAAGACAAUAUAUUUACCGACAAAACGACAGUCGUUAAAACCCGCUUAUGGGUAAAAACACAUUUACAUAUAAUUGGAAGAAAGAAGCCUGGUAGCCGCCCUUUUUUUGUUUUAAAUUAUUUACUUAUUAUGGUUUCCUUAGGCAAGACACUUAUAACAGCAAUUGCUCCAACCCAUCAGUGGUCACUUAAUGGGUUGCCUAAACUGUUAGCCAUGCA
Molecule: messenger RNA, 1749 nt
Organism: Ciona intestinalis (vase tunicate)
Lineage: Eukaryota; Metazoa; Chordata; Ascidiacea; Phlebobranchia; Cionidae
Product: CD63 antigen-like
Cellular component (GO): plasma membrane
Source: RefSeq, a predicted model, not a curated record